Molecule: messenger RNA, 2321 nt
Organism: Didymella exigua CBS 183.55
Lineage: Eukaryota; Fungi; Ascomycota; Dothideomycetes; Pleosporales; Didymellaceae
Product: lipid phosphate phosphatase 1
Exons: 5
Coding region: 443-2005 (520 amino acids)
Biological process (GO): phospholipid metabolic process
Molecular function (GO): phosphatidate phosphatase activity
Source: RefSeq, a predicted model, not a curated record
GGAUAGUCUCAGAGCGAGUCAAAUGAAGACGCGCAAGACAGAGGCGCUAAUGGAGCGCAAGGGCGGGAAUCACGGGAGAGCCAAGCAUAUCCGGGCUUGGACGAUCAACAACACGACAGGGUUCGCCUGGCUGCUUGCGCUUGUGUCCAUCAGCUCCUGCCUGCGCCUCACAGCCAUGCUCACUGCCCACUCUGCUGAGUUGGUCCUUAUACACUCCAGACGCCCUGUCGAUUGCACUUCUGCUCUCUUUCCGCUGCACUGUGUCUCUCCGGGCGAGGGCGCUUGUUGUGACAAUUGAAACCGCGAGCCUGCACCAAAACAUUCGACGUCUGUUUGCCAGCUACAUCCCUCGUCGCCUGCCGUACCGUAUCUCAAAAGCACCGCAAUUGUGCGCCGGAGCUGUCGGAUAUUUUUGGUGUGCGUUCGAAUGCAAUAGUGCACCAUGGAGGACUGGACAUCGAAACAGCUCCCUGAGCGCCUGCCCUUCUCCAAGAAGCGGCUGCCCAAGCGCGUCAUCUUCUCGUACAUUAUCGACUACCUUAUCAUAGUGGUUCUCAUUGGCGUCUUCACCAUCAUCGACAAAGUACCGCCAUUUCAUCAGCAUUUCUCGCUGCAGAACUACACCCUCCACUACCCAUUCGCCGAAAAGGAGCGCGUGCCUGUCCCGCUGCUAUGCAUCAUCGUCGUUGGCGGCCCAAUGGUCAUCAUUGCAUUCUACACACUCGUCCUUGAUGGGCUGUUCUCACACCAAACCCCCAUGCCUUCUGGCAGGGCGGGCGUCAAGCGUCUGAGCGGCAGGUACAGGCUCAAGGAUCGCCUGUGGGAGCUGAACUGCGGCAUUCUCGGUCUUGGACUGAGUGUGGGCGCCGCCUUUACAAUAACGGGCGCAUUGAAAAACGCCAUAGGAAAGCCGCGACCAGACCUCAUUGCCCGAUGCAUGAUUAAAGAUGGCGUGAAAAUCAACCUGGAGAGUCUGGAACUCGUGACCAUCGAUAUUUGCACGCAGACCAACAACUACAUCCUGCAGGACGGAUUCAAGAGCUUUCCGUCUGGACACAGCAGUGUCUCAUUUGCUGGGCUGUUCUACCUCUCUCUCUAUCUCGCCGCGAAACUGCACGUUCUGGACGCCAAGGGUGAAGUUUGGAGGACAUUUAUCGUCAUGGUCCCGACCCUUGGCGCUGCUCUCAUCACCGGCACGCGUAUUAUGGACGCUCGUCACCACCCAUUCGACGUUCUCUCUGGCGCCAGUUUGGGCAUACUUGUAGCAUGGGCUGCCUACCGACAAUACUUCCCUCCGGUUUCCGAGACAUGGAAGAAGGGACGUGCGUAUCCGAUUCGUGCCUGGGGUCGUGGACCCGCUCCCCCACCCGCUCCUCAGAUCAUGGCCGACGAGGACGUUCAGCCACUACGACAAAUGGGCAGACCAUUAGGCCCGAUCGAUGAAGAGCGUGGAGAAGCAACUGGUAUUGCGGUCACUACAGACGAGCAUAGUGGAAAUGUUUUCCGACAGCAGAUUUCGAACUCUCAACGGAGACGCCAGGCGGAUGCACCUGAGGGAGUAGAUCGCAGCAACACAUUGGCAUCCAGCAACUACCGCUCGGACACACUAGGCUCGACCUACCGAUCUAACACUAUAGAUUCCUCGCUCUCUACGAAGGUCAACCGAUACCAGAAUGAGAUGCCAACGUCGAAUCCAUUCGCCGCAGGUCAAGCACGCCAGCGCCGAAUGGAGUCUUAUGACUACUCUUCCUCCGAAGACGACGAGCCCUACGAGCUUCAACCGACCGGUGGAGCAUAUAACCCUGUCUCAGGACGCUUGACAGAUACUGGCUACCAUCCACCGCAAGGAAUUUCACCGAACCCCACACCCCCACCUCCACCAGUGAACACGUUCGUUCCACCUAACCUUAACACAAUGUCGCCCACUGGAGACUUGAGCGAUAGGAGAGAUAUUGGUCCACCUCCACCGCCGCAUGCUGCAGGCACAACACCUCAGCAGAUUUGAGACAGCAGAAGUACCAGAUGAUUUCAGCGAUUUGAUCUCAACUCAAAUAUACCCGUAUGGUUUGCUUCCGUGGAAGCAUUGACGGGACUAUCACGGAUGUAAUGACAUCACACUGGGACGCUCCAACAAUGAGCGAGGAGCAAGGCGUUCUUGUAAAUUGACGUUCAGGCCUGCCGAGACAGCCUCCACUACGAAACUGGCAACGUGGACCGUAUAGUAUCAUGUAUCAAAUUAUAUGUAAUACUCGAAGACCUUGUGUGGUGAAUUUGGCUGACAACAAACGGACUGACGUAGAAACAGCUAGCGCGAAAUGGGC